Messenger RNA from Suillus paluster, 700 nucleotides. RefSeq names its product RNA polymerase I. Gene Ontology annotation, biological process: DNA-templated transcription. The transcript is spliced from 3 exons. Gene Ontology annotation, molecular function: DNA-directed RNA polymerase activity. Gene Ontology annotation, cellular component: RNA polymerase II, core complex; RNA polymerase III complex; RNA polymerase I complex. The coding region runs from base 38 to 493 and encodes 151 amino acids. NCBI's taxonomy places the organism in Eukaryota, Fungi, Basidiomycota, Agaricomycetes, Boletales, Suillaceae. The record is from RefSeq and is a predicted model, not a curated record.
AUACUCAUCCAAACACAAAACGAUCCUUCUAUUGCCGAUGGCUUCAACCUCAUCUAGUAUCGUUUUUGACGACAUUUUUACGACUGAUGCCAUCGAUAAGGAUGGCAAAAAAUUCGAUCGAGUAUCUCGGUUAUAUGCUCGUUCAAAGAACUAUGAUAUGGACUUGACGCUUGACUAUAAUAUCGAACUCUUCCCUCUAGUGAAUGGGGACAGCUUCGCAAUGGCCCUUGCUUCGUCACUGUCACGAGACGGCGGUGCGCCCGCUGCAGAUGGUGAAGACGGUGAAGACAAAGAUAGAGAUGUAUGGAGACCAGAUGGCAAAGGAAGGAGAGGCUUGGAAGAAGAUUAUGACUAUGUAAUGUAUGGGAAGGUGCGGCUCUCUCUCACGGCCUAUGCGUCAUUCGGUGGACUUUUGUUAUCAAUAACUGGCUCGUAUCGUCACUUGACCAAUGUGGUUCUCGGUGAUCCCGUGUACGUACUACUCAGAAAAUGAUCGUCGCGGAUAUUCGUACAAAGUACUUCACAUCUAAAGCCCCCAUUAUGAUGCAUUCUAAUGCACAACCACCAGUGGUCACCCCCGUUGAACUAAGUACGCGAUGUACUUCUACGGCUGUAAGAAAGUUUAACUGUAGUGUUACACCAUGACAGUUGGAUUUGAUUCUGACCCAUAUAUCCGACAAAUAUCCGACCAUACUUAUAU